ACAGAUAGAAAAUGAUCAACAUAUCUCUACUGCCCUCUUCCAGAGGUUUCUCACCCCCCCUUUGAUCCCCUUUAUUCCUAAUAUACCAACGCUACCCUACGAUCCACUUUGGGCUGAAUCUGGACCUGACAGAUCCCAUGGAUAUAGGGCUCGGACCGCCUUCCCCCCUGACUUUUUGAUCCUUUGUCAAUUGUACUCGGGUGCCCUUAAAAAAUGUCAAGGAUGUGGGACAUGUUUGGCAAACGUACGAGUGCAACACGCAACUCGCUAUGGGUCCCUCGUUCACAACCGAUGCUGCAAGUACUUUGUAGGCGGGAAGACGCCUUUGAGACGACCGUUGUCGUUUCAGCACGCCAUGUCCGGAACGGCUUGGGAAAAUAUGUUUUCCCACUUGCACCAUCAAUAAGACUCGCUACAAAAACCCCCCCGACAACACUGUACUAGUACAGUACAGCAUCUCUCUGGGGCGAAGAGAAAAAAUACCCAAUCGUCAGGGUAAAACCACCCAGCGCUCCCCUCGGCUAUCGAGGGACCUAGCUGUCAGAGCGGAAGUGGAGUUGAAUACCGGUAUUCGAGAUCUCUUCGGGUUCGGGGGACUCCCAAACUAAUCCUGGAGGCCUAUAGUUUAGUACUUAUACCAGUAUAUACGAGUAUGGGCCGAUCCGGGAUUUCCGCAAGGAGACAA
Messenger RNA from Tuber aestivum (summer truffle), 685 nucleotides. NCBI's taxonomy places the organism in Eukaryota, Fungi, Ascomycota, Pezizomycetes, Pezizales, Tuberaceae. The record is from the annotation of a GenBank genome assembly.